GCUAUUGUUUGCGUUGAUUCUGCGAGGCUUGACAUGUCGGAGACGGCUCCUGUCGCCGCGCCCGAUGUGGCUACCGCCGAUCCGGCCCCGGCCAAGGCUGGGGCAGCUAAAAAGCCGAAGAAAGCGGCGGGUUCCUCCAAAGCCCGCAAGCCUGCGGGUCCCAGCGUCACCGAGCUGAUUACCCAGGCUGUCUCUGCUUCUAAGGAGCGCAAGGGGCUUUCCCUUGCUGCACUCAAGAAGGCGCUGGCCGCCGGCGGCUACGAUGUUGAAAAAAGCAAUAGCCGCAUCAAGCUGGGGCUCAAGAGCCUCGUCAGUAAGGGCACCCUGGUGCAGACCAAAGGUACUGGUGCCUCCGGCUCCUUCCGACUCAGCAAGAAACCUGGAGAAGUGAAGGAAAAAGCCCCCAAAAAACGGGCAGCCGCAGCCAAGCCCAAGAAGCCAGCGGCAAAGAAGCCCGCUAGCACCGCUAAGAAGCCUAAGAAAGCUGUGGCAGCGAAGAAAAGCCCUAAGAAAGCCAAGAAGCCGGCAGCAACGGCGGCCAAGAAAGCGGCUAAGAGCCCCAAGAAAGCAGCUAAGGCUUCUAAGUCUAAAAGGGUGGCAUCAACAGCGAAGAGCCCGGCCAAGGCAAAGGCGGUGAAGCCCAAAGCAGCUAAGCCUAAGGCAGCCAAGCCCAAAGCAGCCAAGGCAAAGAAAGCAGCCCCGAAAAAGAAAUAAUCCUGAAAAAUUAUUUUGCCUUGUACAUAAAUCCAACGGCUCUUUUAAGAGCCACCCAAGCUUUCCCGAAGAAGAGCUGAAACGCUU
Molecule: messenger RNA, 801 nt
Organism: Columba livia (rock pigeon)
Lineage: Eukaryota; Metazoa; Chordata; Aves; Columbiformes; Columbidae
Product: histone H1.10
Exons: 1
Coding region: 34-714 (226 amino acids)
Biological process (GO): nucleosome assembly
Cellular component (GO): nucleosome
Molecular function (GO): DNA binding; structural constituent of chromatin
Source: RefSeq, a predicted model, not a curated record